AUGGUUCCGCAGGGGGCGGCGGCGGCGCGAGGGGAGCGCGGCCCCUUUAAGAGCGGCGCCGCCAUGAUCUGCCUGGUGCUUGGGCUCUUCGCCGGCCUCUUCCACAGCGCCCUCGGCGGGGUCAAUGAACGCACCUUCGUGGCCAUCAAACCCGACGGGGUCCAGCGGCACCUGGUGGGGGAGAUCAUCCGGCGCUUCGAGAGGAAGGGGCUGCAGCUUGUGGGGAUGAAGCUGUUGCAGGCCUCAGAGGAGCUGCUGAGGGAGCACUAUGUGGCCCUGCGGGACCGGCCCUUCUACGGCCGCCUGGUGAAGUACAUGAGCUCCGGGCCGGUGGUGGCCAUGGUGUGGCAGGGCCUGGACGUGGUGAGGAUGGUUCGCACGAUGAUCGGGGAGACGAACCCGGCCGAGUCCAGGCCUGGCACCAUCCGAGGGGACUUCUGUGUCGAAGUCAGCAAGAAUGUGAUCCAUGGCAGUGACUCAGUGGAGAGUGCCCAGCAGGAGAUCUCCCUGUGGUUCCGCCCGGAGGAGCUCACAUGCUGGGAGGACACGGCCCAGCACUGGAUCUACGAGUGAGGGAAGGACACCUUCCUGAGGGGACACAGGACAUUUCCAUCCAUUGCAUGGCUGUGGAUCCUGCUAUGGGAUUCCUGUUCUGCCUGUGGGGUCCUGGGAGCUGGGCUGUGUCUGGAACAAUGUGCUUCAGCUCCUGCCAAGAGUAACUGUUUCUUUUUUUCUCUCUGCUCUAGUAAGUAGCAUUAUUGCUCUGUUUGCUGCAGUAUCUUAAAUCCCAAGUAGCUCAAGCUGAUUUACUGAAGUAUGUCCUGGACUCUGGGCCCGUCCCUGAGUGUUCCCAGCCCUGCCUGGUGCAGGAGAAUGUGUGUUCCUUGCUGCUGGGAGAGGUGCUGGUCACGACGAGGUGAUGGGAUUGAUAGAAUUUACCUGCAUUUCUAGAAGGCUUUUCACCAAAGGCUUUUAAAGAACUAGGCUGCUGUGGGGUGUGGGGGAAAAUUCUCCCUUGGGGUACGAGUGCAUUCCAAAACAAGGAAUGAAGGAUGGAACAAUCCCUCUCCCUUGGUGGGAGCUUCAUGUGCUGGGGUUGGCACAACCCCGCCCGGCUUCUGACACGAUCAGUAAGUCCAUGGAAGUUUCUCCAAAGGCUGUUAAAGCACAGUUUCUCUGGCUCCAGUUCCUGAACUGGGAGCAGGGAAGCAGCUUCUCCAGUCGUGCUCUGGUUCUCUGGGGCUGCACAGCCCUGGCCAGACCCCGCAUCCUCAGUCCCACGCUGACCCUGCCUGGGGACUGACACAGGCUGGUGAAGCUGCAGCACUGGGGCAGCCAAGGAAUAGAAGGGGGAGAGUGAGGCAGGGAAGGAUUUGUGGGUUUGGGGCUCAGGAAGGACUAGGAGGAUUAUUUAGUCCUCUCUUGUGCACAGUGCAGGCUGUGGAGUCCUGGCACUGAGCUCUGGGAGAUCCUGAGAUCUUCUUUGUCUGAUGGUGGAGCUUCCCUGCUGGGAGGGUAUCUGGAGACCCAGUUUGUAAUGGGCUGGACACCCCCUGUGAGCUCUCAGUGGGCCACCCAGCUCCUCAGAGCUGUGCUGGGUCUGGAGUGUAAGGACAGGGACAGUGACAUGGCAUCCUGCCAUCGAACAGGGACACGGUUAAACCCAGGGAAGGAGAUCCCCUGGGGCUUUCCUGUGUGUAGGGUUUCACCUGUGCCUUCGGGGCCUGUCCCACUCUGUCUCUGGCUCCCCAGCUCUGUAGCUUCUGGGGGAUGAGGGCAGCUCUCUGGGGGCAGAGAGAACUCACUCCACUCCCACUCUGGGCUAGGGGUCUCCCUCCAGUGGGGCCUCCCUUCCCUUCCCUCAGCUGCCCAACUGCCUCAGCCUGGCUCCUCCUGCCUUGGCCUUUUCGAGGAGCCUGCUUACAGUUCUAAAUACCUGAUAGAUCCCAUUUGUUCCUGGAACUCCUCCAUUUGGCUGAGCCCAGAGUCUGGCUGCAAGAGACACUGGCAAAGUAAAGACUGAGGUGUGAAGAGAGCAGGAGGAAUAUUUCAUUUGUUGUUUAAUAGAUGUAUUGAAAAAAGCUGUUGGCUCCAAGAGGUGCCAGUUCUGUGACACAGGUAAACUGUGGCCAAAUCCCUGAGCAUCAUCUCUUGCCAUUGCCUUUUCCUGAGGGAUCCCUCUUCUGUUGGCACAGAUGAGAUUUAAGGUGCCCUCCCAGUUUCAAAGCACACUGGAUUCCAGUCAUAUAACAGCCCUGACUCCUCAAGGCACAGUCAAGGCCAGCCCUCUCCUCCUCCCUGUGUGUAGUUUGGUGUCUGCCAUGAACUCGUCCCUCUCUGGGCCCGAUGGAGCAGCCCCAGUGCAGGGAAAGGGUCCCAGAGGCACUGCUGUGUGAGCGGGGACAGGGCUGGGCUGGGGGUUCCUCCAGCCCCCCUGACUUUAAUUGCUUUGCAUGUUGGUUCCUGCUGCUUCUCCUCUGUCCAAGACUCUGUUAAACUGUAACAAUAAAAGUAGAAACUGUCUGUG
Lepidothrix coronata (blue-crowned manakin) is the source of this 2527-nucleotide messenger RNA. It is a transcript of the gene NME3, whose product is annotated as NME/NM23 nucleoside diphosphate kinase 3. Gene Ontology annotation, molecular function: nucleoside diphosphate kinase activity. The coding region runs from base 1 to 573 and encodes 190 amino acids. The transcript is spliced from 5 exons. NCBI's taxonomy places the organism in Eukaryota, Metazoa, Chordata, Aves, Passeriformes, Pipridae. The record is from RefSeq and is a predicted model, not a curated record. Gene Ontology annotation, biological process: UTP biosynthetic process; GTP biosynthetic process; CTP biosynthetic process.